Messenger RNA from Marasmius oreades (fairy-ring Marasmius), 545 nucleotides. RefSeq lists its product as uncharacterized. The transcript has 2 exons. NCBI's taxonomy places the organism in Eukaryota, Fungi, Basidiomycota, Agaricomycetes, Agaricales, Marasmiaceae. Bases 99 to 545 code for a protein of 148 amino acids. The record is from RefSeq and is a predicted model, not a curated record.
GGCGGUUCUCAUGCUUCCUCCCCCAAGAUUUUUCAUCUUAAUUUAUAUAUGAUAAUGGUUUGAAGGACCACUUCAACUCCAUACUCCCAAGUCUCCAUAUGUCCUCCCCAGAUUCCUUUACUGAACUUUCGCCUGGUCAAAACCCUCCUUCAAACUUUGCUACCUUCGUUCUCGCCGUUCUCAAGCGUAUGAACCGCGAAAAUCCUCAUGCCAUCGACCAAGCAGUACUUCGAAAAUGUAUUGCUCUAUCAUCAUCCUACCUCGUCGGUGACACUUGCAUGGACCCCGACAACGGGAUACAAACCUGGUUCACUGGAUUCAGUCACCUAGUCGACGUCGUCGUAGCCCUUCAUGCCAAAGAUCAGCUAGAACUAGAAACUAUCAAUGCCGCCUCCAAAGCUUGUUCGGAAUGCUGGACUGUAGGUGGGGCGUGGCGCGGCCUUGAAGUAUGCCGAGAUGGUGUUCGAAAAUUAGCCCCGAAGCUAAAGCGGUUGUUGGAUGAGAAUGGAAGAACAUAUCGAGGAGAGCGUGUCUACGCUCCGUGA